This is a messenger RNA of Ostertagia ostertagi, 552 nucleotides long. Lineage: Eukaryota; Metazoa; Nematoda; Chromadorea; Rhabditida; Trichostrongylidae. The record is from the annotation of a GenBank genome assembly.
GAUGUGGACAAACCGAGGACGUGCGAUGAAUUUAAGAAUCGAACGGAUGCUGUGAAGACUAUUUACAUUAAUAAUGCAGCAGUAGAUGUCUACUGUCAGUACGGUAAUCCAGGAGCAUAUACAGUUAUCCAAAGUCGAGGAUCCAACGACGACACCACUUUCAACCGUGAAGUUGAGGAUUAUAAGAAACAGUUUGGAACGAUAUCUAAAGACUCCUACAUCCUUAAUGCUGAAGCGGUGAUACCGAAAAUUGGUCUUGAUUUCAUAUCGACAAAUUCCGGGAAAAAGGAUAUUGGCGUACCAUUCACAACAUUCAAUAAAAUGAGCGAUAAUAUGAAAGAUUCCUGUGAUAUCUUGCGAUACUACGGGGAAAGAACUAACGUCCCUGAGGCGGACAAGGGGGUGGAGAUUGGCGAAAACACAAGGACAUGUAAUGGUGGGCUGGGACAUGCGUUCUCUCGACGGCGGCCGUGUAGCUACGAGGCUGCGUUGCGAGAUGGGCAUCUCAGGAGCGGUCAGACGCCGAUCGCGACGAAGCCGUUUUGUAGCUGA